Molecule: messenger RNA, 1095 nt
Organism: Eimeria mitis
Lineage: Eukaryota; Apicomplexa; Conoidasida; Eucoccidiorida; Eimeriidae
Exons: 3
Coding region: 1-1095 (364 amino acids)
Molecular function (GO): protein binding
Source: RefSeq, a predicted model, not a curated record
AUGAAGGAAGAAGCAAAUGAAGCGUUUAAAGAGGGGCAGUUCGAAGCAGCAAUCAGCGGAUACACCCGGGCAAUAAAGGAAGCAGAAAUACGCCUUAAACCAGCAAACAUUGCUGCUGCUGCAUCAGCAGCAGGCGAAACCGCAGCAGCAACAACAGCAUCAACAGUAGCAGCGGGAGAAGAGUUGAUUGGCCAGCUAUACGGGAACCGCGCAGCUGCUUUGUUUCAGCUGAAGAGGUACAGCAGCUGCGUCGACGACUGCACUGCUGCUCUCCAGCGAAUUCCUCUCAACCCCAAAACGCUUCACCGCAGGGGGUUGGCUUGGGCUGCCCUCAAGGAAACAGAAACAGCAAUCGGUGACCUCAGUCAGGCAUUGCAACUCCUGAAACAGCAACAGCAGCAAGAACAGCAGCAGCAACACCAACAAGAGCACCAGAAACACGAGCAGCAACAGCAGCGAGGGGAAGAAACCAGCGAACAACCCCAUCAUGAACAAAAGCAGCAGGAACUGGCGCAGCAGCAGCAGCAGCAGCAGCAGCAGCAGCAGGAGUUAGCUGAUGGUGUUUCCGGUUCUAGUUUGCCUCCUGCGGGUUCUCGUUUGUCGUUGAUUCGGCGAAUUGAGUUGGAGAUGCAGCGGCUGCAGGAGAAAGCAGCAGAACAAAAACGCGAGGAGCAGCAAAAGAGAAAGGCGAUGCUGCUGCUGCCCCUGACCACAGACUGCGGCCGCUUCCCUGCUGAGCACCUCAGGCCACUCACCGUCGUUGCUGCUGCGGCGCCGCGAGAAGCAAGUGUAGAAGCAGCAGGAGCAGCGGCAGCAAGUGCAGCAGCAGCAAGAGCAGCAGCGGACAGAAGAGGUGCAGAAGACCCUCCACACCCUGGAGAAAGUCGAGCUGCAGCAGCUGCAGCAACUCUGCUCUUUGAUCAGCAGGCACAGCACCAGCAGUGUCUCCAGCAGCAGCAGCAGCAGCAGGAGCAACUGCAGCAGCUGCAGACGCAGCAGGAGCGGCAACAGCAACACCAGCAGCAGCAACAGCAACAGCUGUGUGUGAUCGGGGGGCCAUCUGGCCCCCUGUCCUUCGGUGUGUGUACUCGUUGA